CAUUGAUUAUUUGUUAGGAUACAGUUUCUACUCCCACUUAGAUCCGUUGAUCUGCCGGGUAGACUGAAACACUUUUUUCCAACUCAUUUUUUAUGAUUAUCCUUAUAGCGCUUUCCGGCUUUGCUUCCCUUGGAACUUCCGGUCUCGGGAUGGUUCUACCAUCAUUCUGGACACUUUGUGUCAAUUUCGGCCUUUUUAGGCAUCGCUCUUGUGUGGAUAUCAGCUCAGGUUAUCAUUUUUGGCAGCACUUUGUGUUGAUUGGUAUGCCGGACUUUUCCGCAGUUUCCGACGAUUUUUCCGGCCCAAUCCCGCCCCUCGGCUCGGAUUUUAUUCCGAAAUUUUCCCUACUCCAUUACCCUAUCCUCCUACAUCACCAUUUACUCCAACUUCGGCUCUUGAUUCAUGGCUUUCGAGGGCUCAAGCGUACUUGGGGGAUACUGCUGUAUUCCAGUCCUGUAUUCCAAUUUUCGGACCGGCUGCUCCCGAUUUUUCCGAAUUUCGGAACUUGUUUUAGUCUUUUGAGACUUCAGAACACUUUCCGGCCGGCCCGGACUUCGGAAGUUACGUGGUCAUCCAUUCUUUUGUUGAUUAUUUUGUUACGAGUUUACUUUGUUUCAAUCUGGUUUUUGUUUGCUUUAUGAUGUUUCUUUGACCCCCUACAUCGGCAGGCCGAUCCUUUCCAGUUUCUCUGAAACUUCCACUUUUAAUUUAUUCUUCACUACUGGAUCUAAUCCAAUCCCUUUGCUUUACUAUACUUUACUAUUUCACUGCACACAUAUUCAC
Molecule: messenger RNA, 783 nt
Organism: Lentinula edodes (shiitake mushroom)
Lineage: Eukaryota; Fungi; Basidiomycota; Agaricomycetes; Agaricales; Omphalotaceae
Exons: 1
Coding region: 93-641 (182 amino acids)
Source: RefSeq, a predicted model, not a curated record